GUCAGUAUAGUGAAAGACGCCGCGCACACGCCGCCACUCGAAGCAUGUUCCAAGAAAUUACGCGGGAAAAUGUGACAUUUAUUUUCUUUAAUUCACCAAAGAGUAUAUAACAAAUGAGUUUUAAUAUACUUAGAAAAUUAAUUUUAGUGCCAAAGAAAUAUACCUUUAAUUCAAUUAUGAAUCGACAAAAAUGUAUACGAAAUUAUUUCGAUUAAAAUGUUCAGUGAUUUUGUUUGUGAUGUUAUUUUUAUGUUUUUGUGAUUGUGCCGCAAGUAAUGGUCGAACUAAAUUUAAGAGGAAAGUUGAUAAUUGGAGAGAUGCCCAUUCGAAUAAUUUGAAAAUAAAUGCUUCAGCGGUUGGGGAAAAGCGAGGAUUUUUUGGACACGGAGUGUUCACGCUCGGCAAGGUGCUGAACUUCUUCCCAGUGGGAGGAGAGCGCGAGUGUGCCAGUACUCAUCCAGUGGCGCGGUCUGGCAUCUGUUUGAAUCCUUACGACUGUCGCCAGCGGGACGGAGCCGCGGCCGGCGACUGCGCGCAUGGGUUGGGCGUGUGCUGUGUUUUUGAAGUGACCUGCGGGGGGACGAUCCAGAACAACCUCACUUACUUCAUGUCUCCAGGGUUCCCUGAGCUCUGGAUGGGAGACCAGGACUGCAGCAUUCAGAUCGAGAAGACGCACGCUGGCAUCAUGCAGUUGAAGAUUGACUUUUUGCACUUUUCUAUUGGUCAACCAAACAGAAGAACUGGUGCAUGUGAUGAAGACGCGAUGAUAGUUGGUGAAGGAGCAAAUAGUUUCACUGUUUGUGGACAGAAUCAUAAGCAGCAUGUAUACUACACACUGCCUAGUACACAAGAAACGAGAGAGGCUGGUGAGCUGCCAAGCUCCAAAACUACUCCCCUGGUGUUUAGGAUGCGAGGUAGUGAGGUGCCGCGGCUGUGGUUGCUCCGAGUGGCCCAGAUGCCGCUGGCACACUCUGCGCCGCACAAUUGCUUACAGUACUUUACCGAGACUAAUGGAACGAUACAGACAUUCAACUACGCAUCAAAUGGUCGACAUUUAGCCAGUCAAGAUUACAGAGCUUGUAUCAGAAGAAAUGUUGGAGCCUGUUCUAUCCGAUACUCGCCGUGCGACAGUCGAUCCUUUCGGAUAGGGCCUGGUGGAGUUGAUAAUGGACAACCAAGUGAUCCUGCUGUGAAUGAUGAAAUAAUACCAGUUAGCGACCCACUUCAAGAAGAAGAAGGAUCAGGAGAGCCUCAGAUUAUAAUGGAUUCACCUUCCACCCCUGCACCUAGUUUGAUGAAUAAGAUAUGGAGUCUGAUCUGGCCAUCUUGGAUGUGGGGGCAGAGUCGAACAUGGAGCUGGGGCCGCUGGUCGCCGUAUGCGCAGAACUACGGGGACGAUGUUUCCCCGUACUACGGGUAUGGCGACUAUGGCGCACGCUUGCGGGGAUACGGAAGACAGAAGUGCACGGAUAGAGUCACAAUAUCCUGUGAAAAUGAGUACUUUGUUGGGAGUUCAAUGUUCACUCCUGGAGUGUGCGACCCUCACCACUGCGGGAGUUCCUUUUGCCCUGGAGUUCGUUUUCAAGACUGCCACGUAGACUCUGGCAUCACUCCCUUCGCCGUAUCUGUACACUUCGGACCACCGACCGUCAAGGAGAACCCUGAGGACAAUAUUGGGAUGUGCUUACGAUAUACACAAGUAUCCUGUAAUUCAUAAAUAAGAGUAAUUUAAAGAAUUAAAUAAUCAGACAGAAUUCGACCUCGAUUAAUUAUUGGUAAAAUUGUUGUAUAAAAUGUUGUGCUUAAUCCUUAGCCUUACUAAUAUUGUAAAUGCGAGGGUGGUUUUGUUUGUUUGUCCGUCUUGCACGUUGUAAUGGAGCGGUUUUAUGAUAUGAUUUUAUGACUGGAAAUAAUUAUGAGACUAGAGAGUGACAUAGGCUAAUUUUGUUGCGGUGAAACAUCUCUUUCCAAUGGUUAAUUCGUUUGACAACGCGAGCGAACCUGCGGGUAACCACUAGUUUAUAUAAACUUGUAAUUCUGUACACGAGUGAAUAUAUC
Molecule: messenger RNA, 2058 nt
Organism: Zerene cesonia (dogface butterfly)
Lineage: Eukaryota; Metazoa; Arthropoda; Insecta; Lepidoptera; Pieridae
Exons: 9
Coding region: 191-1717 (508 amino acids)
Source: RefSeq, a predicted model, not a curated record